AUGCGGGCCAAAGAGGACGCAAAGCAUUCGAAAUCACAAGACAAGAUUCAGGACGCGAUUCCUCGACAAGGAUCUAAUACUGCCAUGCAUGUGCAGGAUGCUGGUGUCGAGCACCCAGUGAUCUCACCGGCGAUCCCCGCGGCGAUGCAGAGCGAGGAGAUGGAGGAGAUCCCCAUUGCGGGACGGACGAAGAUGACAAUCCCUAAGGUCAAGGAUGCUCAGGAUUCAUCAUUGUCGGACUCAAUGUCGAACUCUGAACCCGAAAGACAAGGGGAUACUACGGAUCACCUUGAGGCAAAGAGCGAGUUGAACUCGAUCCUGAAGCAAUCUCCUGGUAUGCUUGUCUUUUGUUCUUCCCGGCGCAAAUUACGAACCAUCGAAGCUAAUGAAUGUGCGCACACUAGUGAUCAUCUUCUCCAAAUCCUACUGCCCCUACAGCAAGAAAGCAAAGUCGAUCCUCCUUGA
Messenger RNA from Penicillium maclennaniae, 465 nucleotides. RefSeq lists its product as uncharacterized. The record is from RefSeq and is a predicted model, not a curated record. Lineage: Eukaryota; Fungi; Ascomycota; Eurotiomycetes; Eurotiales; Aspergillaceae. Bases 1 to 465 code for a protein of 154 amino acids. The transcript has a single exon.